Patiria miniata (bat star) is the source of this 1907-nucleotide messenger RNA. Its product is annotated as leucine-rich repeat-containing protein 51-like. The transcript has 3 exons. The record is from RefSeq and is a predicted model, not a curated record. Lineage: Eukaryota; Metazoa; Echinodermata; Asteroidea; Valvatida; Asterinidae. The coding region runs from base 617 to 1276 and encodes 219 amino acids. Gene Ontology annotation, molecular function: protein binding.
UUCAGGCUAAUAGGUAAACUAAAGAAGGGAUGGUAUUCGAAUAUAAUGCUUCUCCUUCUUAUUCUUAUCCCUACUUAUGACGUCUCUAGUUCAUAUUUACCAAGACGUACGUCAAUGCACUGAGUUUCAUUGGCAUUUUCCCAAUCGCUUUAAAAACACGUAUGGUAAAAAGACAAAUCUCUGCAGAUCACUUAUUUCCAAAAAUGCCAACCUCAUAACAACCUAUGUUCGCAUGUGUCCCACGCUACUUCCAUAAUAAGUUUUGAGUAUUCUGAUACGGUCCCUGACACCCGUUCACGCACGGGCGUUGAUAACUUGUCCCCAGCUUUGACAUCGACACAGUGGACGGGUGAACUCAUAAACAGAAGGCUCGUUGGAGCGGGUGCAGGCGCAUUGUGGAAUCAUCUCGAGAAAUACUUUGAUCAGCAGGUCCGUGAGCUAAGAAACCACGGCAUUUGAAACAAGACGAGAUCUGCUUCGCUGACUAUGAGAGAAGACAUUUAGCAAGUGCGGUUUCAUCAUGGCUGAUAGCUGAUCAGGUCUGGUGCAGCAAUAAACAUAAAAAAGGUUACCUCAACUGUGGCAUCGAAGAGUUUCUAAAUUCCGGUGCGUCACCAUGACGUCAUUUUACGCCCAACUUCCCCGACGUCCGCACAAGAAGCUGCCCAGGUCAGUGACCCCAGUCAUCGACGCCAACUCAGAGGCUCGUUUCACAGCCCCGCCCCUCGACCUGUCAUUCAAACACAUCGGCACGCUCACCAUGGACCUAUCAGAGUGGGCGGAAGAACCACGCAACAACUCCAAGAGUCUGCGCAAAACCGACGAAGGAAAGUACGCAUGCGUGUCUCUCAAACUUAACAACAACCUGAUCCAAGAUUGGAACGGAUUCGAGGGCUUCGUGACGUCACUGAUCAGCGACGCCCAGGAGUUGACCUGGCUUGACCUUUCCUUCAACUACUUGGUCAACGUGGAUGACGUCAUACUGAAAUUCCCCAAUUUGAAGAUACUGUAUCUCCAUGGCAACGGCGUGGAGGAUCUUAAAGAGGUCGAGAAACUGGCGUGCUUGCCGAAGUUGAUGAGCUUGACUCUCCAUGGCAACCCAGUGGACAGUGAGCGAGGGUACCGUCACUAUGUCCUGACCAAGAUUCCCCAACUGAGGGCGCUAGACUUCAGUCGUGUGACCAAAGCCGAACGUGAGACAGCCCAGACGAUGGUGAACUUUCUUGGGUAUGGAAAAAAGAAGGAAAAGAAGAGAAGGCGGCCAAAAACAUUCUAAGAACGUUUUACAUCUUCCAAAAAAUAUCCUGAAAUUAUUUUGUAUGCGGCGAAGUAGCGUAAGCGCGGAUUUGUAAUAUAGAGUUGUAAUUUAAUUUGUAUAUAAAUCAAGCUUCAACUUUUGCAGUUUUGUGACCCAUUGUUGUCUCGUGCCAUUUUUUAAUCUUCUGAAAAUUGAUCUGCCACUAAGAAUUUUUUUUUUCAUCAAUCUGGUUUUGAUUGCAAAGAGCUAGGGGUCUGGGGAUAAUGAACAAGACGGACAAAAAUUCCACCAAAUUUCCCUCCAGAUUAUGAACCACAAGGUCGACGUCAGGUUGAUACAGUUCCUGGAGGAAAAUAUGGAGGAAUCUGGUUUUGAUUGCAAAGAGGGGUCUGGGGAGGACUAAGACGGACAAAAAUUCCACCAAAAUUCUCUCCGAUUGUCGACGUCAUGUUGAUACAGUUCUUGGAGGAAAACUAUGGGUCUUAAGUUUGGGUUGAGUACAGACGUACGCAUCUGUGUUAAUAAGGACCAUAAUGUUGCCCCUUUGGGUUGCUUGAGAUGUAAAGGAAGAUGCUUGGUAGACAAAUGGCAAACAGGAAAGAUAUUAAUAAAAUAGUCUGAAUAAAUAUAACUCCAGAAUGAAUGGUAA